Messenger RNA from Oryza sativa Japonica Group (Japanese rice), 1313 nucleotides. Its product is annotated as transcription factor-like protein DPB. Lineage: Eukaryota; Viridiplantae; Streptophyta; Magnoliopsida; Poales; Poaceae. The record is from RefSeq and is a predicted model, not a curated record. Gene Ontology annotation, biological process: regulation of cell cycle; regulation of transcription by RNA polymerase II. Gene Ontology annotation, molecular function: DNA-binding transcription factor activity, RNA polymerase II-specific; RNA polymerase II transcription regulatory region sequence-specific DNA binding. Gene Ontology annotation, cellular component: transcription regulator complex; nucleus.
CCCACCUUUACGGCUUUACCCUCUCUCCCUCGAAACGCCCACGCAUCGCUCGAGCCGCAAUGGCGCCUCCCUGCGGCGAUGCCGCGGCGGCUGCCUCCGCCGCGCCCGGCCUGGCCAACCUGCUCAUUCGCGAAGGCGCCGGCCUCCCUUCGCGUCCCGAACGGUACCCGCCAUUCCGGCCCUGUACUUCUGAUUCCUUUGCUCCAAUCUCUAGGGAAGGGGACGAUAUUCCCCCCCAAAAAAAAUCGGUUUCUUUACGCAGCGGCGGCGGCGGCAAUGCGGCAGAGAGGGAGGAGGGCGGUGCGAACAGGAACGGGAAGAAGGAGAAGACCGGGGCGCAGAGGAUCACCGGGUGGGGGCUCCGUGAGUUCAGCAAGAUAGUUUCUAAGAAAGUUGAGGCCAAAGGAAGAACCACAUAUAAUGAGGUUGCCGAUGAGAUUUUUGCGGAGCUGAAGUCCAUUACGCAGAACGGUCUGGAGUUUGAUGAGAAGAAUAUUAGGCGGAGGGUAUAUGAUGCUUUCAAUGUGCUCAUUGCAAUUCGUGUUAUUGCAAAAGAUAAAAAGGAGAUAAAGUGGAUGGGCCUUACUAAUUAUAGAUACGAAAAGAUACAGAAGUUGGAGGAAGUUCACAAAGAACUCAUCACCAGGAUCAAGAAUAAGAAGAAGCUUCUCCAGGAAAUUGAAAAGCAGUUUGAUGACCUUCAGAAUAUUACAUUACGCAACCAGGCUAGUCAGAGGCCAGCAGAAAGUGUUAAUGGCAUCCUCCUUCCGUUCUUAUUGAUCAAGACAUCCCGAAAAGCAAGGGUGGAAAUUGAGAUUUCGGAAGAUUCGAAGUUUGCACGGUUCGACUUCAACGGUGCACCAUUCACCAUGCAUGAUGAUGUAUCAAUCCUUGAAGCCAUCAGGCGUAACAAAGGAAGAGCUGGCCUCUCCAUUCACCCUUAAGAGGCACAAGAAUGUGACAAAACCAAUUGAAGUGUCAAAACUCAAAACUGGCACCACCAGUUUCUUUUGCACAGUUAUGUAUAGCUAUAGCGUACCUUUCAGUAUGGAAACUCGACCUAGUUUAUAGGACAGUCUCUCAGGCUUUUUAGCAGAUAUGACCUGCGAAUUUUGCCUCUUUUUUGUGCCUAGCAGGUGAGUAUGGAAUAGUUUUUUCUUGCGUGUGCUGCUAUGUAUAAACUCAAUUGCCGUUUCAAUUCGAAGCUUGUGUACAAGCUCCAUUGAUGACCACGGUGUGUCGCUGUAGGCAGGUCAUGCUUUUGGGAGCAGUGAGAGACUGAUGGUUAUCGUCAAUGGAUGAUGGUUCUCCAA